CGACAAAGCACCCGAAGCCCGCCGACGACUAUGACCGACGUCCACCCACUGGCGGUGCACAAGCCCGAGCGGUACCUGCCCAGCGCACACGACGUCGCUACACCGGCACCGUAUAUGAGUAACGAGCCCGAGCCCCAGGACGACGACGAGACCUUCCUCAUGCUGCAAAAGCUCUUUGUGGCGGCGAACUGCCGCGCGGCCAGCACGACGCCGCAGUCGAACCUGUACUCGCGCGAUGAAAUCCUCGAGCGGCGGCGACGCCAGCGCGAGACGCGCCGCAACUCGCUCUACGAGGGCGGCGUCCACGAAGAGGCGUCGACGUCGAUGGUCGAGCGACGCAUCCGGUCGCGUGUGGUCCACGGCAGCUUUCGCCUCGCCCAGGUCGACCUCAUGUCCCACGAUCGCUGGGCCCUCGAGGACCCGAUGGGCCGCCUGCACCCGAUCGUGACGCGGACGAAGAAAGGGCGUCUGCGCUCGACGGUCGACAACCCCAAGAUCGACGUCGUCAUGACCAACGAGCACCGCGCGCUGCAGGACAGUGUGAUGCAAAAUCUCCUCACGACCAACGGGUCGGCCGCCCACGUGCUCCACGCCCCCAAAGCCACGUGGUACAUUCGUGGCAAAGACAUCUAA
Messenger RNA from Saprolegnia parasitica CBS 223.65, 633 nucleotides. RefSeq lists its product as hypothetical. Lineage: Eukaryota; Oomycota; Saprolegniomycetes; Saprolegniales; Saprolegniaceae. The coding region runs from base 31 to 633 and encodes 200 amino acids. The record is from RefSeq and is a predicted model, not a curated record. The transcript has a single exon.